GUCAUCAUGAUAACUUGAUAAGUACUUUUUAUGUGAUAAAAGUCUAUGUAGAUGAACAAGACAAAAGGAGGAAGAAAGAAAAGAAAACAAAAUUAAAACGAAAUCUAAAAGAUAAAGAAAACAAGUCAGCAGUCCACUACAACUCCAAACAACACAAGGCGUAUGAUCUUUCUCGGUCCGAUCCACGAAACUCCCUCGAACAUCCUCUCUUUGCUUUCCAAAGCUAUCACUACUAUUUAUUAUCCUCGUCACUCUUCUUCACACUUCCACUCAUACACACAGAUACAAAGAUCAAUCAGAGUGUUAAUUAGGAGUGAUUAUGGCAACCGAACAAGAAGUUUUAGCCAUCGAAUUCAUAAGCCAACACCUUCUCAGAGAUUUUGCUUCCAUGGAAACCAAAGUUUCCAAUUUUACCCUUCAGGAAGCUGACCCACCUCUGUUUACCAACCAAGUUCACCACUUUCGCUCAGAAACAAGCCCUAGAACCAUCAAUAACCAAAACCCUAAACCGAACUCGACUCUUAACCGGCGUAAACCGCCCUUACCAAAUCUAUCCGUCCCGAGAACGGUCUCCUGCACAACAAAGGUGAGGGAAGAAGAGGAGGAGAAGCACUACAGAGGAGUAAGACGUAGGCCAUGGGGAAAAUACGCGGCGGAGAUCAGGGAUCCGAACAAAAAGGGUUCUAGAAUUUGGCUUGGAACUUACGACACGGCCGUCGAAGCUGCAAGAGCUUACGAUCAAGCGGCGUUUCAGUUGCGUGGAAGAAAAGCAAUCUUGAAUUUCCCUCUCGAUGUUAGGGCUGCGUCCGAAAGUUAUUUUGAGGAAGGAGUCAUCGGAUUAGGGAAACGGAAACGAAUCAAGAUUUCUCCGGCGGUGGAAGAGGAGGAGAAGGCGGAAGCGGUUAGGGUUAAAGUUGAGGAAGAAGAGAGUGAUACAACGGAGGCUGAGGUGGAGGCGGUGCCUUUGACGCCGUCAAGUUGGAUGGGAGUUUGGGACGUGGGAGCAGGAGAUGGGAUUUUCAGUGUUCCUCCAUUAACUCCAACAUCUCCCGACUUCUCCGUUAUCUCCGUCACUUGAACCUUCGGAAAAUUCAACGGACGAUGACGUUUUCACUUGCGUCACUCUCAUAAAUUUCUUUAUUUUUUAUAAUAAUUUAAGUGUUAGCGGUAGUGUACAAAUAUCAAAUUAGUAGUGUAGUACCAAUCAUUUUAUUCAUUUGUUUUUUAUAGGAAAAAUAUGGAUGUUGAAAUUCUGAAAUGUAUUUUGUAUUUGUCGAUGUUCUUAUAAAAUUGAUGAUUGUAGAAAAA
This is a messenger RNA of Eutrema salsugineum, 1308 nucleotides long. Its product is annotated as ethylene-responsive transcription factor ERF104. The transcript has a single exon. NCBI's taxonomy places the organism in Eukaryota, Viridiplantae, Streptophyta, Magnoliopsida, Brassicales, Brassicaceae. The record is from RefSeq and is a predicted model, not a curated record. Gene Ontology annotation, molecular function: DNA binding; DNA-binding transcription factor activity. Gene Ontology annotation, biological process: regulation of DNA-templated transcription; ethylene-activated signaling pathway. The coding region runs from base 320 to 1078 and encodes 252 amino acids.